Molecule: messenger RNA, 2274 nt
Organism: Podarcis muralis (Common wall lizard)
Lineage: Eukaryota; Metazoa; Chordata; Lepidosauria; Squamata; Lacertidae
Source: RefSeq, a predicted model, not a curated record
AUGGUAUGCAAGACACACAUUGUUAAAUGCAAUGUCUAUGAGCUACAGUCUCCACUUCACAAAUAUCAUCAGUCUGGAGACCUCAUUAUUGGAGGCAUUGCUUCUCAGGCUCGCUUCACCGCCAGUCCAAUACGUUUUGUUGCAAAACCUCCACCAGCAUUGCUUGAAGAACUUCUCUAUGUCAAUGCAAGGAAGACAAAUCAUGCCACAAUGCUGCUUUUAUCCACACUGGAGAAAUUUGUCCCCAACUAUAGAUGUUACAUCCAGAAUGAUCUAAUUGCAGUCAUUGGUGGGCUGGAUGCCGAAACCUCCUACCAUGUGGCAACUAUCUUGGAUAUCUAUAAGAUUCCACAGCUCCUAUAUGGCUCUGCUCCAGUAAUGAAUGAUAAAACUCCAGGCCUUUCCUUCUACCAGGUAGCUCCUCAGGAAUCUCGUCAGUCUGUGGGGAUUCUCUAUUUGCUUAUGCAUUUCAAGUGGACAUGGAUUGGGGUCAUUGUUAUGGACAGUGACAAUGCAGAACGGUUUGUGCAAACUGUGCUUCCAUUGUUUUCUCAGCAUGGCGUCUGCUUUGCCUUCUUGGAAAAAAUGCCCAAAUUUACUUUUGCCACCGAAGGUUAUGACAUGCUGGAACAUGGUACAAAGAUACAUGAGAAAGUGAUGAGCAGUAGAGCCAAUGUAGUGCUGGCCUACGGAGAAUCUUAUUCCAUGGCAUUUUUCUUAUGGCUUCCAUAUCUAUCAGAUCUUGAAUAUGUGAAAACUAAACCCAGAGGUAAAGUGUGGAUAACAACAGCCCAGCUAGAGUUCAGUUCACUGGUGUUCCAAAAGACUUGGGAUACAAAAAUAUUCCAUGGUGCUUUGGCUUUUGCAAUUCACUCAAAUGAUGAACCAAGAUUUCACCAAUUUGUUAAGAGCAGAAAGCCCUCCAGCACAACAGAAGAUGGUUUUAUCAGGGACUUCUGGCAACAGGCUUUUGCCUGCGUAUUCCCAAAUCCUGAUGAGGGUCAUGCAGAGGUGGAUUUCCAUCGUUUUCUGAAAAAUGUCUCAUUUAACAGUAGUGCUGGAGACAAGGUUUCUUUCAACCACAACGGGGAAUUAAUAGCUGGGUUUGAUAUUAUCAACUUGAUUGUUUCUUCAAACCAGUCCUUUCACAGAGUAAAAGUUGGGAGGAUGGGUCCUCAGGGUCCUGCAGAACAAGCAUUUUCCAUCAAUGAGGAUGCCAUAACAUGGCACAACUGGUUUAACCAGACACAGCCUGUCUCUCUUUGUACGGGGAGUUGCCAACCUGGUUCUAGCCAGAAAGUGAAGGAGGGGAAGCCAUUUUGCUGUUAUGAUUGCACCCCAUGUCCAGAGGGGAAGAUUUCAGAGCACGAAGACAUGCAGGACUGUCAUAAAUGUGCAGAGAAAGAUUAUCCAAGCAAGAAUCAAGAUUUCUGCAUACCGAAAACUGUAACCUUUUUGUCUCAUGAAGAGCCUUUAGGCAUCAGUUUAAUAUCUCUUGCACUUUCCUUUGCUUUGACCACAGUUUUGGUGGUAGGAACAUUUAUGAAGCACCAUGACACCCCCAUUGUCAUUGCCAACAACAGGGGUCUCACCUACACUCUCCUCAUCUCCCUCCUGCUCUGCUUCCUUUCUGCUUUGUUGUUUAUUGGAAAGCCACAGAAGGUGACCUGUCUCCUCCGACAAACUGCUUUUGGCAUCAUCUUCUCAGUGGCUGUAUCAUGUGUGCUGGCAAAAACCAUCAUAGUGGUUCUGGCUUUCAUGGCCACCAAGCCAGGUUCUAAGAUGAGGAAGUGGGUGGGGAAGAGACUAGCCAACUCCAUUGUUCUUUUCUGCUCUUUUGUUCAGGCAGUCAUUUGUAUUGUGUGGUGGGCAACUGCUCCACCAUUCCCACAUAUUGAUAAGAGUUCAAUGACUUAUGAAAUUGUGUUAGAAUGUAAUGAGGGCUCAGCUCCAAUGUUUUGCUGUGUCCUGAGCUACAUGGGUUUUCUGGCUGUUGUGAGCUUCACUGUGGCAUUCCUUGCCAGGAAGUUGCCUGAUAGUUUCAAUGAAGCCAAAUUCAUCACUUUUAGCAUGUUAGUGUUUUGUAGUGUUUGGUUGUCAUUUGUUCCAACCUACCUGAGCACCAAGGGAAAAUACAUGGUAGCUGUGGAGAUCUUUUCUAUUUUAGCCUCUAGUGCUGGGUUGCUGGGUUUCAUCUUUUUCCCUAAAUAUUAUAUAAUUGUUCUAAAGCCUGAAUUAAACAACAGGGAACAGCUGAUAAGGAAAAAAAGAUAG